Messenger RNA from Penicillium argentinense, 7056 nucleotides. RefSeq lists its product as uncharacterized. Gene Ontology annotation, biological process: double-strand break repair via homologous recombination; replication fork processing. The coding region runs from base 1 to 7056 and encodes 2351 amino acids. Lineage: Eukaryota; Fungi; Ascomycota; Eurotiomycetes; Eurotiales; Aspergillaceae. Gene Ontology annotation, cellular component: nucleus; Cul8-RING ubiquitin ligase complex. The record is from RefSeq and is a predicted model, not a curated record. The transcript has a single exon.
AUGUCAAUCGAACCAUGGCGGAAACGAGGGUUUGUCCCAGAUUCGGACGAAGACGACGACUUCGACUCCCUGAAUACGAAUAAAGAAAAUGUCGACACGACUGGCGAUGACCCCGAUCUCGAAUAUAUCCCAAUUUCGCCGUCAAAUGUGAAACCCUCAGCCGAGGACUCCGAAGAUCCCACCGAGGCGCAGCAACGAGAAAACGCGGAAGGCGGAUUGACAACACCUUCGGAGAACAAAAGGAUACAGGAAGAUGUCGAAGUGGAUAGUGCAGGAGAGAAAUUGGCUGCGACUCACGUGGUUGAGGAGUUGAAAUUAAUCGAUACUGUUCCGGAAUCCGGAGUAACUUCCAGCGAAGCAAAGGGUUCGCCAGGAACACCUGCUCUUGGGAAAUGGACUCCGAGACCUCGACGUUCGACCAGGAAAUAUGGAAGAAGCUCCUCGGCCAAGAAAACGGAUGAUCUCGCACAAGGUCCACCGAGAUCCCCAUUGGCACAAAAUAUAUGGGACAUUUCAAGUUCACCGGCACGACAGGCCAGAUCCUCACAAAGGCCACAAAACAAUGCCUCCACGCCGAAACAUACACCCUCAGUCACAAAUCGGAAAUAUAGAGUACCAUCACGAGAUUCUUCGCCUGAUGAGUUAAUGGUACUCGUGCCAUCACCCCGGAGGCCGUUGGAAAGUACUGCCAAUGAUGAUAGUACAGUCCAGCCUCCACCAAACGAAGCAAGCUCUGACGAUGGGUCUUCACUCUCUCCAGCUCUGUCAAACUUGCCCUCGCCUUCUCCAGAGCUUUCUCCGGAGCCUCUGGAGCACGGAAAACAUGAAACCCCGAGAAAAAAUGCUGGAUCAAAAACGUCGGAAGAUUUGCCUGCUCGUGUUUUACUGGAUCUCGAAGCCCCCGAGGAGUUUCUCACGCAAUCCUCCCAACAAGAACCACCCCAGGAGGAAAUUCCACCACAAGAAAUGGAGCUACGAGAUGCUUCUCAACAUGAAGUUCAAAAAAUCCCUCAGCAGCAACCUGUUCAACGACCCAUGAGGUCUCUUCGCACCCAUAGACCCGAGCAGAUGAAUCCUUACACUUAUGAAUCUGCCAAAUACACUAGGCUCAUGCGCGCUGCGGGUAUUCGACCAGUUCGGGUGCCUACUGAAGGCCCAAGACACCGUCCAGCUGAAACCACCGAUGAAAGCCAGGAGCAGGAUGUCUUUGACCCUCACGCAAUUCGUUCAAGUCCUCCUGCAGAAGAAUAUCUGCCACCAUCAAGACCCGAACGAAGGAAUGAAAGAGGAACGAUUAGGCGCGAAGCGCAAGACAUUGACCACCAAACUUCUACAAUUCGACGAAAGCAAUCGACGAAACGGAGAAAAAAGGCUCGCUCUGGAGCUUGGCAUGAUGGGACAUACCUUGUCAGCAACAUGGAUCGACCUCAAGUUAUCACAAAUCCCACACAUCCUGCCAGCGUCUUCGACUUAUCCGUGUUUGAUUUUCCGUCUAGCCCUCCACCUUCAGGAAGUGUAUCAUCAGUAUCGAAAACUCCACGUGCUUUCGAGGGCUUUCAACCGCCUCCUGGCCUCACUCCACCACCUACUACAGGCACAGCUGUUGAUUCCAAAAUCGUAACACCAGGUGCCGACGAGAUCAUUCAUGAUGAAGACCCGGGCUCGGCUGCUGGAUCAGAUGAGGAGACAAGCUCUAACUCAUCUAGUAAUGAGCUAGAGACUGCCGAGGAGCGCGAGAUUCGAAGGAUUCAAAGACAGACUCGAGGUGUUCUGCCCGCAUCUUGGGUUAGAAUUGAAGCACAACAGCGGUUGCAACAGCAGAAAGCAUCCCAAUCAAACCGUCAUGCUCAUCCUCAGCGACCAGAUGCCAAAGGUGUUGCCAGAAAAAUUGUACGAAAGGGUGGCCAGCCCGGAAGGUCAAGCCUGAUGGACUUCGGAGACGAUGAUGACAGUGAUGGCGGCAGCCAAAGUACGGGGACUCCUCAACCUGAGAAAGAAGCCAUCGAAGGAACGAGAAGCAACGAAGAAACAGUGACCAGGAUACCGGAGUUUGACUCUGCAUUUGAUGAUGACCAAGACGCAGACAUCUUUGAGGACAACCGCAUCGACCGCAUGUUUGCGCCGGCAUCUCGCACUGCGGGAUCUCGUGAGAAAGGAAAAGGCCUAAAGCGCCCGCAUUCCAAAGAAAGUGUGAAUGCCAAGGAGAGAAAGCUGAAGAAGGCUCGCCUGCAACGACAAACGAGAAUCACAGACGCUGGUUACGGUAGUCGCCGAGCAAAGCAGUCUUCAAAACACGCAACACCGCGGCUGGGAAUCUUAGAUGCCCCUGAUGUUGCUACACGAUCUCGCAAAGAACAACCCCAGUUUUUAAGAGUUGCAGCAAGGAGAGCGCGCUCGCGUCGAGAUGGAGGAAGACGGAGCCCGACUCGGAAGUUCCUGCAGCUAGCCUCAAAAUCGGACACAGUCGAUGCGAAUAAGUCUUUACAGCAAUGGAGGCGAGGGGCGAUUCCGCAAAGCAACACUCGUCGUUCCCAACCUCAACAUCAAUCUCGCAAGCCUCAUUCCAUCGCAGGUCUAUCAAGCACUCGCAAACGUAGUGCACUGUCGUAUCAUCCUCGAAUCACGAGCCAGUUCCCCAUCGCAGAGCCAGAUGAUGGUUUUAGUCUCAAUGGCUAUCCUGUCCAGGAUCAAUCCCCGGGCGAAGGCGCUCCUGCUCGUGCGGAGGCGUCUGCUAGAAGUAUAGAGACACCACGAUCGACUCAAGCCAAGAAACAAGGCCAUCAAUGGAUAGUUCAAAGGAAUGCUGCGAUAUCAUCUUUACAGCGAAACAAUGUCCGCCCUGCCUUGGGAAGUUUGACGGAGUCCAGCGCAAGUCAGCCAGCAUCUCGGGCAAUGUUCCGGCAGAAACUCACUCUCCUUAACCGAGAUUAUCGACACAAACAAUCAUCUCGAACCUUCAAGCCCAGUCUGACACUCGAUCGAUUCCUUUCAGAUACUGGACCAGCAGGACCGUCGACCAAAUCUCAUCCACAAGACACUGUCACUACCUCGGUGACGACAGAUCCAAAAACCACGCUAGAUCCUCAACUACAGCCAGCAAAGCAACAUCAGUCUCGUCCUCGUCUGAGAAAGAAAACUCCAAAUCGCAUCGAUCUGAAUCUGGAUGAUUUUGUACAGGAUCAAGAACCAGUGAUACCAAUAUCUGAUGAGUCGGAUGUUCCCACCUCGGCUAAUCACGGUCCUUCCCGCCCUUCAACUUUCACCGUUGGCGGACUGUUCAAUUGGCAGCGUUCCUACUCGAUAGACUUCGGAAUAUCACAUUUGGGCGACGGUACUUACUUCCAUGAAUCAACAUUCAUAGGAAGCGGAGAAUUUUUGCGUUCACUACACGUUCUGAAGCGGGACUUCGAUCAGGAUGUUGGGUUGUUUUCGAUGCCUUUCAAGGACCACACCCUGCAAUGGGGGCCUUGGAAUGACAAAGUAUCGUCAGAAAUGGGCGCUGUCUUUGACAUGAUUAUUGAUGUCGUCGAAUCAAGCUCUCUAUCAGCGUCCGAAAUAGGCCCCGUAUCGCCGCUGACGCCCGCGUCACUCGCAUACAGGUCGUUGAUAUCUUAUGUUACUGAGAAGCUGUCAUUCAUGGACCCUGUCGAUCGGACAGGCUUUCUUGGUCGAGCGAUGGCGCUUGUCUACAAGCUCAGAGAUCCCUUGGCUGCCUCUAUUGCAAACAACAAAAACGACACCAAGAAGGACCUGUCCAGGCUCGCAAGUUACAACAUGGUAUUUUGCAAUCAAAUACGCCAGCUAGCGACCCACGACCUCGUCAAUCCUUCGCUCGGGAAUGAGGCGCUGUAUCUAGCUAAACUUUCUGCCAAGGACGCCAUCGACUUGGUCUUAAGCAAAGCAGGCAGAACUCAAAUCCAAGGCCUCCUAGAUGGCAAUAAAUCCCUGGCACAGCGUGAAGUGGGUAUUCGGGAGGAUUUUCCCUCAGCAGAAGCCUACGUUGUGACCGAGCAGCUUUUGCGCAGUUCAGAGGCAUUUGAUGAAAUCUUCAGCGAGCUCAAAACCGAAACUUGCACAAAGACAAUCGUCCACAAUCAAAAAGACGUCAGAAGUCUCGAGACAGGGUGGCAUGGCUUGUUUAUGCUUCUUCCUUUUGACGAAAUGGACGAUCAUGGUAUUGCUCGUCUAAACUCACGCUUGAAGGCAGGGCAUGAUAAUUGGAAUCUUGUCAAAAAGCUACUCUCGCCAGCACUUGACAGUUACGGCAUCAACUCUGCAACCCAACCAAUCUCGUACAAUGCCUACUGCCGCACGCUUUUUCAAAGGUGCCACCGUCUGAUCAACUAUUGGGGUUGGAGAGACUGCAAGCCUAUACUCGAUACUUUGUAUGAUUUCUUCGCUCAGAAGACACUCUACAACCUGAAACUCGAGGAAAGCAGUGGAUCGCCUUCCUUUCUGGAUGAGCUUGACCAAAACCCCUCGCUAGAGAUUCGAUCCGGGGAGCCUUCCUUUCACACAUUGCUGAAAAUAAUCGCGAGUGGACUGCGCUUUCUUUCCCAGCGCUACGACAAUAAGAAGAUUCGAAACUUCGCCUGGCGUCUUCUUCCGAAUCACGGCCGAAUGUAUCCGAAGGACGAGCCUUUGCGCCACGAAGACCUCGAUGCACUGAGGAACCAUCAUGAUCUUCUUUGUACCUUGUACUGGGUUGUUCCUAACGGCUACCGACCUCGGCUAGAGACCAUCAAAGAUCUCGUCAACCCAGCAACCUCCCAUCGUGAAACAUGCAGCAUCAACCUCCGGUCGUGGACGAGACUUGUCCGAUUUAAGUUGUCCACGAACGAGGAGGUGUCGGGUUUAGAGCCAUUCGCCGACUGGCAUAGCGACUUCGUGAACGAGCUUCGGAAACAGCACCAGCUUGCUCGUAAUGAAAUUGAAGCUCAGCGCAAAGACGGAGAAUGGUAUUCAGAGCAGCUCAUUGAGAGCACAGUUUCUCAAAACCAGCGACAGAUCGAGAGUUUAUUGAGCAUGGCACUUCGUGGUUUGCUUACUGCUGUGGAGCAGGCGCCUUCAUUGGAACACGCACACCGGCUGAUCUCGAAAACUCCUUUCGAGGCCCUGCUCUCGUUGUUCAACCCAAAAGUCUCCCGUGUGAAUGUUGUCGUGUCCGAGGCCUUACAGAUUAUUGUGGCCUACACUCGGAAAGACACUGCUCUCUCUUCUGCUACGGAGUCAUCUGCUCCUGUAGUCGCGCAACCUCCGGAGGACGACAGCCAAGAGUAUGGAGACUGGGAUGAUAUUGAUGCUGUUAUCGUUCAACAAACCAUCCUCAGUCAAGGUGUCGAGCAUGUGCAGUAUGUACUCCAUCCCAUCAUCUCUCGUUUCCUCUCCAAUUGCUUUGGAGAGGAUCACUGCCCUGACGAUGCCAUUCUCUCGAGUGCCGUGGACUGCUGGGCAUCGGUUGCACAGGUGCUAGUCUGCCAUGGCCUUAAGCGCUGGGACAACUACCUUGAUCCUUUCGGCGAUGAAUCCUGGGCAAGGCUUCGAGAGACGGUUCAAACCCGAAAGUUCUCGCCCCAGUUUCUGGCCGUCUGCAUCGAAAGGGACGCUCAAAUCCUUUAUGAUUGUCGAAUGCUCAUCAUGGGAAUGUGGAUGUCAUCUUUGGUGGAGCGUUCUUCGAUGCUGAAAUUCCAGCACCGCCUGACGGAAGCCCUGCUCAAUGGUAACCCAAAGGAUCCCUUGCUUCAAAAUCUUCCAUUCUCGAAGGACAAGAAGCUUGGCCGAUACAAUCUCACGGUCGAGGAGCUUAACCAGCGGCGCAUUUCGCUCAUCUCGAGUAUUCUGUCGAAUAUGCGUGAGCAUGUUCUCUGCUUGGAAACAUCAAGUAGUCGGGACUUUUCUGUUACGAAGCGGGGUUACUCAGAGUCUCUUGAGCAACUGAUGACUGCGAUGAAGAAGAAUUAUCGAGAGCUUGGUAAUGGAGCUGUGGAGUCUGCCCGUGGUGCCUAUGUCGACUUCGUCCAUCGAAUCAUCCAAUUCUUGCAAGAACUUACGAGCGACAUUAGGCCAGUGGAUUCCUUCUUUACAGACUCGGCGUUGUUCCCUUUACCAUCUUCGGACCCUCGCUACAUUGUGGCAAAACUCAAGCGCUACGAGCCCAAACUUUCGUCCAAAAGGGAGCUACAGACGUUGAUUGUCUUCGUCCAAAGCAUCACCGAAAGAGCGAUUCUUGAGAGUCAACAGUCACACUUGGUCGAACAACUGCACACGGCCAUGACGAACACUUACGAGGCUGGCAACCUCGACAAACCUACCCUUCGCACUGCUCUUCUUCGGUGCGUGUUCCCUGGGUAUCUCGAACUUGCAUUCAGUAGUCCCGCCGCCAGCCUGAUAAGUCGACCUGUUGUCCAGGGCAUUUCUCUUGUGUUAAAGGACUUGCUCUACAGUCUAGACACUACAGAUCAUGACUGUGUGUCCUCUAUCAUGGGUAUCUUCGAUGCAACUUUCCAGUCUUCAUACCGUGCAUUGCAACCACUUUCCAACCGACCAGCCAAACUACUAAAUUCCACGACUCUAGCAAUGCUGGUCGCUUUCAUUGAGAUGGUGUCCUCCUCGCUUGUGGUGGUGGAUUACAUUGACCGCAUCACCGAUUGUGCAGAGCAGAUUGUCUCUUACAUCAGAUGGUUCCGAGACUUUGCUAUUGCCGUGGAUUCUCUUCUCUUCGACUGUAGCUCAACGACGGUGCCAUUUGCAAUCCCCGCUUUAGACCCUACCACGCAGCAGUCCUCGGGUACAUCGUCUCAACUGCCGGCGGAUCUUGUCGCGACACGAAACAUCGCCUUUGAGGAACACCAAUCGUGUCUCAAGAAUUGGUCUUCCCAUGGUGGUAGAUUCUAUUACACUCGCCCCGGUCACGAGUCCAAGGAAGUGAUUGUUGAACCAGACUUCAAGUUCCUGAUGGAGAAUGAAACAGAAGCAAAGCGGGCCUUCAAUGAGGUCGCAGAAAAGUUUGCAGAUCAGGUCAGGCAACUGGGUUUCUUUCCAAAUGAGUCAGAGUGA